AUGAAAAAUAUUUGCUUAAUAUUUUGCUUGCUUUGCCAAAUUAUCAAUCCAAGCGUAUUUGCCCUAGAAUAUAGUCUUCGUUCAGUAAUUCCUUAAAAAGAGUAAAGAAAUCUAUAAAGUAGUUAGACAAAUUCAAAUUAAAAUUGUUAAGUUUAAGAUUAAGUACUUCCUUAAUAUUGUAUAAAAUGCAUCGACUUAUUCUUACUUCCUGACUGCUAAAGUUGCCCAGUAGAAUAUAAAAAUGUCAAAAAUUCGUGCAUUUAAUGUGGUCCUCAUUAAUUAUUUUGUGGAUCAUCUAAUCCUUAAGAUUAUUGUUACGUGGGUUUUACUUAAAUUGGUUCUGAUUGCAUCUGCGAACUUCCAAAAUAAAUUUAUAACAAAUGGUGUACACAACUCACAGAUUUGGUAUAUGAGGCAAGUUACUAAAAUGGAGAAAUAAUUGCUUCUUUUAGUGUAAAUAUAACAUUAGGUGAUAGCGGAAUAACAAUUUAUUCUAACUCAAACUGUGGAUUUCUAACAAAUUUUUUAACGGACUAUGGUGGAUAGUCAAUAAUUUAGUGCGCAUUAAACUCUUAAAAUAGAAAUCAGUUCCAUAUAAGCUUGAAUAAUACCAGCUUAGACUAAAAGAUUUAUGAGAUAAUACCUUAAUUUAACUAUUCUUAGAUCUACGCUGUAGAUAAUAAUUUAAAUUAGUACUAGGCUACUUCAAUAACAUAUUAAAAUUAGCAAUUAAGCUCUUUAAAGUAAUUUGUAUAUUACUAAAUAAAUGAUUUUUCAAACCCAUAAUGCUAUUUUGAAUAUCCAGCUUAUUAUUACUAAUCAAUUAAUGAUAAUUACUCUGUUAAAUCAAGCUAAUUUAUAUAAGAAAACAACUAUUUUACUAAUGCUAAUCCUUAAUUUUCUAUUUCAUCAUCUAACUUAUUAUAAUCAAACGACUUAUAGUAAAUAAAUUAAGGUUUUUCCACCUUUCCUUCAUAUGAUGUUUAGCUACCUAUAUAGUUUGCUAAUACAGGUACUUCAAUCACAAUUGAUGUGACCUGCUUAUUUCCUUAUAACCUAAUCUCUUCUUCAGUUGUUACAUUCACAACAGAGAAUUCUGUUAAUACAAAAUGCAAGACUUAUAUUAUUAAUAAGAAAAAUCUUGUAAAUUCAGACUAAAUUUUGAUAUCAGUUGAUUGCAGCUUUAAUGAUUUCACAGCUAACCAAUAAACACCAAUAUCGUUUCAAUACAAUAUUACAUAAUAAAAUUAUGCAAACUCAUAAGUAGCAAGUUAAAAUGCAUAUUAAGCUUACUAAACAUCCUAUUAAUCAUAUAAUUUAUCACCUUAAAUCGUAUAUAGCUAAUCUUUUGAUUUAUAGAUAAGCUAGUUUCCUUACACAAUCACAAUACCUCCUUAUACUUUUUAACCUGGCAAAUAUUAUUUUUAGGGAGUCCCUAUUUACUCAUCUGUCUAAGGAGUGAGCAAUUUAAUUACCUUGAAUAUUUCAAAGGCGCCUCUUAUUGUGUAAAUUAUUGGUGGGACUUAAGUUGGUCUUGAUCCAAGAAUACCUCUAUAAAUUUAAGGAUAUGUAAACAAUCCUGCUAUUCAAUCUUAAGAUCCUUCUUAGUAUACUUAUAAUUGGAGUUGUAUUGAUUUAAACUUAAAUAAACAAUGCUUAGAUAGCUAGUCAAAUGUUGUAAAUUUUCCUUCAACUUAAUUUAUUACCAUAAACUCAGAAGUUUUUGAUUUUGGAGGGUCUUAUUAAAUUACCUUAACAGGAGGUUACUAAAGUACUUAAGAAUCAGGUACUGAUGUUGUAAUUUUUAAAACUAAGCCUGCAAUAAUAUCUGUAUAGUACGAUCAAAGCUAUGAUCUUGGAAAUUUAAAUCCAAGCCUAACUUAAAAAUUUCUACUUUCAUAUUCAGAUUCCAAUAUACUAUUGUCUUCUAAUAUUACUAAUUCAUACACUAAAACAUAUUAAGACUAAACAAUAUUUUUUCCCUAGCAAAGAGAAACGACUAUAUAUUCUUAAAUUAACUACCUUAUACCUGAUUAAAUUCUUGCUUCUUCUUUUGUUUUCUACUAUAGAUUUUAUGCUUUUAAUUAAAAGAAUUAAACAGUUGGAUAUAGCAAAAGAUAUUACUUCUAGACUGCUAGUCCUCCACAAGGUUGCUAAAUUAAUUUUAAAACUCCAAUAACUGGAAAGGAAGUUGCAUUCGUAGAUUUGAUUUCAUUAUCGAUAGAUAAUUGCCAGAGCUCCGAUAAUUCUCAACUCAUUUACUAAUUUUUAUACUACAACUCAGCUUAACUGAUAAACUAAGAAGGAGUUCUACCUGAUACUUUAUAUAGAUAAUACUUAAAUAAAUUUAGCUCAAACAAUACUAUUUCCACUUAUUUACCUCCUGGUAAUAUUGUUUUUGUGGUACUAGUGUAAGACUAAAGUGGAGUUCAAGCUCAAUUUUAAUAAGGAAUUACAAUUCUACAAAAUGACUUUGGUGAAUAAUAACAUGAAGCUUUUAUUACUAAAAUGAGCAACCAAGCGUAGAAUUAUAUGGAUUAACAAGAAUAUGAAAAUGAGCUUUGCACAUUUGGUAUUGUGGUAGAAUGUAUUCACAAUUUUGAAAGUUCUAAUCCAGAUAUUGUACCGACUACUCUUAUUAAUAAUUUCAAAUAUAAUAUGAAAAAUUAACUUCUAAUUCUCCCAAACUUGAUACCUAAUGAUAUAUUUUCUCAAUCUCUUUAGGAAUUCAAUUUUAGAUGCUUGUUAAAUCUCUAUCUUACAAGAAAUAGUCCUGAUUAUUAAAAUUUAACAUAGAGAAUUUAAGAUGUUUAAAAUGUAGUUUAGCAGAUAACUUAGGUUAUUUAACAUCUCAAUCUAACUCAAGAUUUAAGAGAAACCUAUAAAAGGUCAAUGUUAAUUUUAUGCAACAUAACUGGUUAGAUAAUUGAAAUGCAAUCUUUUAGUUAUUCUCCCUCUUUGUAGUGGAGCCAAGAUAGAAUCAAUAAUUUUAUCUAUAUAUAAGAUGCUAUGUCAUUUGUCCUUUAAGAUAACUAGAAAAUGAUCUCUUGGGAUAUGCCUGAAACGCUAAUCUAAGCUCAAAGAGUUGAUGAAUUUAAUCUAUUUAAAAAUUAUUUAAAUUAUGAUCAACAACUCUAUGAUGAAAAAGAUUUUAAUCUAAAUAAAAUAUAUUACGUUUAAAUGCAAUACUGGAAAACGAAUAUUUACUCAUUUGAUUAACAAUUUAUUGACUAAUACAACAGCUUCCUUUCUUUAACGAACUCUCAAAACUUGAAGUAUGCACUUUAAUAAGUAUAUCCAGCUAUAUAUCCAAACAUUACCUUAGUUUCUUCUAAUAGAAGGCACUUACAACAGCAGCUAACUUUAAAUUAAACAACCCUUAUUAAAAUGAAAUUCUCAAAUCUGUAAGGGAAUAAAAAAGUUGCUUGCGUUUAGAGAAGUGAAGACAGUAGAUGGAGUAAAUCUACUUGCACUACUCAAACCACUAAUCAAGGAGACUCCUUUUCUGUGACAUGUUCUUGUUCUCAGGUGCACUACACAUCGCUAGUAGCUGAUGUUGAAGCUCUAUUUAAUAACUAAAAUUUGUAGGCUAUUUUUAGUGAGUAAGGAUUCAAAUCAAUUAUCAACAUGAGUAAUUGGUAUAAAUAUGCUUGUAUUUAUAUUCUCAUAGUUUUGAAUAUAUUAAUGGUAGUAAGUAUCAUUAUUGGAAUAAAGCUAGAUAAAAUCAAUAUUUAUAAAAGCUAAGUAUGUACAUUAGGAAGAAGUAGAGCAAUAUUUGAUUAAAGUACUAAGAUAUAAGUCAGUAAAUACAUAGCUUACUUAAAUGCUUAACUAACUUUAGAAAAUCAAUAGCUUGAAAAUGCUGCUACUAAACCAGAAAGUUCAGACAAUAAUAACUAAAUUUAAUAAAAACUAGAAAAUUAAAUUUAAGAAGUAAAUUAUGUUGGUGAAUCUUAAAUAUGUAAAGAUUAUCCAACGAUUUAAGCAGAUACACAAGUUCAGUAAUAGGUAUAAUACCAGUAAAUUUAAAAACAAGAGUUGUAACAAGAAACAGAUUAAUAGCAAAAUUAAAAUCUAGGAUUUUAUUAAUAUCCAUAAAUCAAGCUGUAAGAGAAAGAAAAGAAUGAUAAUUGUAAUUAAAUAGUUACUAGUAGUGAAUACAAUCCAAAUACUCAGUAUAGGAUAAACUAUUAAGAGUGCUAAAAUCACGAAACUCAUAUAUUUAACAUUUUAGAAUCGAUAAAAAAAUAAUAAAGUAUUUUAUAUGAUAAAAGUGGCACAGAAAAUUAAACUUAAGGUUAAUCAAGGAUUUAAGAAAUAGUGGAUUUGCUUGAAUUUUAGAAAGAAAAUAGAUAACUCCAAAUAAGAUAAGGCGCUUCUUAAAAUUGCUAAAUAUUUGAUACAAUUUAGACAGAUGUAUGCUUGAAAUGUUUUGAUAAAUUUAUACUUCCAGAUUGUACAAGCUGUCCUGUUGGUUAUCAAACUAUCAAUAAUCUAUGCGUAUAAUGUGGUUCAAACUAAUUAUUCUGUGGGUCAGAAAACUAGAAUGAUUAUUGCUAUCAAGGCUUUACUAAAAUAGGAACAGAUUGUGCGUAGUGGUGUACAUAACUUACUAAUGUCAUUUACUAAGCUGAAUAUUCUUAAGGGUAAGUGACUGUCACCUUCAGCGCAAAUAUCACUUUUGGGGGCUAAUCAGAUUUUACUCCCUCUAAUUCAAAUUGCUUAAAUUAUUUAACAAAUUUUUCUACUGAUUAUUAAAAUAAUCAAAUUAUAGAAUGCUCCCUCGAUUCACAAUUUAAUAAUCUAUUUCAUAUCAAUGUUUAACAGACUGACUUAACAUAAGGAGUCUAUAAAAUAAUACCUGAAUUUAAUUAUUAAUAAAUUUUUGUUAUUGAUAAUCUAAAUAAAAAAAUUCCAGCUUCUUCAAUCACAUACUAAAAUCUGUAAUUGACUGGAUAAUCUUAAUAUGUUUAUCAUGGAAUCAACAAUUUUACAACUCCACAAUCUUAUUUUACAAACUCUAAUUAUUAUUUUUAUCCUCAUGAUGACAAUUACAUCAUAAAUCCAUCUUUAUAGUUUGUGCAAAAGAAUAAUUACUUCACUAAUUCUCAACCUACUGUACAGAUAGUUAAAUCUUCAGGACUUUCAGAUACUGAUAUUUAUUCGAUUUAGCAAAAUUUACAUUUAUUUCCUAGCCAAAGUAUUGAACUUCCCAGUAGUAGUUUUGGAGAAAUUGGAGCUUCUCUUACUAUUUCAGUUGUAAGUCCUUAUCCCUACAACAUGAUAUCUUCUUCUACAGCUUCAUAUACAACAGAAUAAUCUAUUUUCACUAAUUGCACAGGUUCAAUUUUGAAUACAACUCCUCUUACAAAUGCUGAUUAAGUUUAGUUAUCUGUCAAUUGCAAUUUUAAUGAUUUCUAAGCUAAUCCUUUAACUAGUAUUACAUUUUCCUACGUAAUUACAAAUAAAACAAAUGGGAAUCUUAUAAAAUAGAGUUCCCUAUAAAUUUAGCAAUUUCCUUACACACUAACUUUAGAUUCAUUUCUUUUCAAUGAAGGAGAGUAUAAUUUUUUUGGAGUACCUAAAUAUAGUUCUGUCUAAGGUUAUGGGUUUAAUCUACCUUUAAUUAUUAAAAGAAAGAAUAUGGUAGUUUAAAUAGUUGGAGGGGCAAAGAAUUAAAUAGAUCCUAGACAAGCUAUAACAAUAUAUGCAUAAAUUAGUGAUCCUGCAAUUUAAAAUCAAGACCCAACAUAAUAUAUUUAUACCUGGAGUUGUUUUGAUCUUGUUUUGAAUCAAAAUUGUUAAGGUGUCUGGUUUAAUUAAAUUAAUUUUUCUUAAACUUAGUCUAUUACUAUUAUGCCUGAAGUUUUUGAUUUUGGUGGAUCUUAUCAAAUAACAUUAAUAGGAAGUUAUUCAGGAACAAUAGAUAGUGCUACUGAUAUUGUGAUUUAUUAAACUUUACCAGCCACUAUUGGAGCAAAUUAUGAUGCAAGUUAUGACUAAAAGCAAUUAAAUCCUAAUUAGCUACUAUAAUUUGCUUUAAAUUAUAAUGCUAGAAACUCUAAUCUGUAAUAAAGCUUAAAUUACACUUAUAGUAAAACAUAUUAAUCUUCAACAUUAACUUUUUAAUCUCAGAGAGAAACAACAAUAUUCUCUUAAAUUAAUGAACAAUUACCAGAUUCUUUAUUAUCCUCAUCAUUCAAGCUUUACUAUAGAUUCUAUGCUAUCAACUAAAGUAAUAAACAGGUGGCUUUUAGUAAGAGAUAUUACUUUACAACAGCUCCUCCACCAUAUAAUUGCUAAAUAAUUUUUAGCACUUAAAUAAGUGGAAAUGAAGUUGCUUUUGUGGAUUAAAUAUCUUUACAAGUUAAUAACUGCCAAAGCAAUAAUAAUUCCUAAUUAUAUUAUUAAUUUUUAUAUUAUAAUCAAGCGGAAUAAUUGAACAAAGAGCAAUAAUUCCCUAACAUUUAUUAUAGAUAAUAUUUAAGUAAAUUUAGUACUGUUAAUUCAAUUACUACAUUCCUACCACCUGGGUAAAUUGUUUUUAUAGUUCUUGUCAAAGACUCCAAUGAUAUAUAAAUAAGGUAUUCAAAUCCCAUAACAAUCAAAUAAAAUUCUUUUAAUUAGCAACAAUAUGAAUCAUUUUUGACUAGUUAGAACUAGCAAGCUUAAAAUUUUCAAUCUAAUUCGGAAUUUGAGGAGCAACUUUGCUCUUAUGGAAUGAUGAUUUAAUGCAUAUAAAACUUUGAAAAUACAAACUCUAAUGAAUAACCUUCAAAGUUUGUUUCUGAAGUAAAAGAAAAUAUGAAAAAAUAAUUACUCAAUUUACCAAAUUAGAUAAGUAAUGAUUCUAUGUCUUAAUCGCUUUAAGAAUUUGAUGUUAGAUGCUUACAAAAUUUAUAUAAUACAAAAAACAGUCCUGAUUCUGAAAACUAAGUAAACAGGCUAAAUAAUCUUGAAAGUUUACUUAACCAGAAUACUUAAAUAAUGAAUUAACUUAAACCCUUUACCUAAGAUUUAAGAGAGACUUAUAGAAGAUCGAUGUUGAUUAUGCUUAAUAUGGUAGGAACAACAAUGGAUACUUUAACUUCUACAGUUUAUAAUAAAACAUCAAUAGAAUGGAAUAAACGUAGAAUGGAUGAUAUUUUUUUAAUUUAGGCUAAUAUAGCUUUGACUUUCUAUGCUAAUUAACCAAAUAUUUUAUGGGAUACUCCUCAAGUUAAAGUUUUUGUACAAAAAAUAGAUGAAGUGAAUCUAUUUUAAAAUUAUUUAAAUUUAGACAGUCAAAGUCAAGAAAAUACAUAGCCUGAUUCAAAUAAUAUUUAUAAUUUAUAAAUUUAAUACUGGAAGACUAACAUUUAUAGCUUUGAGUAGGCAUUUAUUGAAUAGUACUAAAAAUAUCUUUUACUUACUAAUUCUUAAAACCUCAAAGACCAGCUAUAACAAACUUUUCCAGCUAUCUAUCCUAAACUUGGAAUUGCUUCUUCAUCUAGAAGGUUACAAUAAUAAGAUAACGAUAUAGAUUUACCUGCACCCAUAAAUUUAUAGUUCUAAAACAUGAAAGGAAAUAAUAGAGUAGUUUGCACUUAAAGGUAAGAAGAUGGCAGCUGGGUAAAAUCUUUUUGUACAUCUAAAACAGUUAAAUAAGGAGAUACAUUUUCAACUACUUGCACUUGUUCUAAACCUAAUUAUACAACUUUAAUCGCUGAUGUUGACUCUUUAUUUGACAAUUAAAAUUUGUAAAAUAUUUUUAGUCAACAAGGAGUGAAGUAAAUUAGUAGUCUAAAGGACUGGUAUAAAUAUGCUUGCAUUUAUAUAUUAAUUUUAAUAAACAUUUUGAUGAUUGGUAGCUUAAUUUUUGGCUGCAGAUUAGAUAAAGCAGACUUAAAUAAUGUUUUUAUUGGAAUUUCUACUAUUGGAAAAAGUACUACUAUCUAAGAGGACAGUUAGAAGAAGCUUACAAAUAGUUAAAAAUAAGAAGUGAAUUUAAAUCAAAAAAACAACACACCCAAAUAAGAUGAUCAUACUUAAUUAAAUAUAAAUUAGAAUAAUAAUUAAUUCAGUCCAACAUCAAAUUAAUAGACACCUCAAGCUACUCAUAUGCUCUAGUCCUCCAAUCUUCUAAAUAAUAAACAUAAAUAAGAUAAUUAAUAUAAUGAAACGUAAACAGAAGGGAAUAAUUUUUAAAGAUUAGAUCAUUCUUUAUAGAUUAAAAUAGAUAUGAGAGAACAUUUUAACUAAUAAAAUCAAAACACAUUAACUAAGACGGAAGCUGAGACAAAUGUGUAAAUUUUUUUAGGAUCUGAAGUAGAAACAAAUAAAAGUAGUGAAAAUAAUCCUUAUGAUUAGUACAGAAUAAAUUAUUAAGAAUGCUAAAAUCAUGAUCAACACAACUUUGCAAUAUUCGAAGAUUUCUUAAAUCAAAAAGUUAGUCCAUAAAGUGAUGAGGAACAAUAAAAAAAUCAAGCUAAAUUAACAAAAUAAUAAACAAAAUAAAUGAAUAAACAGCUAAAAUAAUUAAAAAAUUCAGAAAUCCAACAAAAAUCCUAUAAUUAUUUGUCAACUAUUUCAGUGAUUAGAGGAAUUUGUAUUUUCCAUGACAUAAUUUAAAUAUUCAUCAUUUUUGAUAAAAGUCAAUCUCGCUUAUGUAGAUUAAGUAUAUUUUAUAACUAAUUAAUAUGGCUCUUGACUAUAAACUCUGUGUUUGAAUAGGAUUUAUCAAUGGAUAAAUUGUUUGUCUUAUCAAUAAUAGCUUCUACAUUAUUUGGAAUAUUCAAAGUAAUUUUGAAAUUUGCAUUAAAUAAGAAAGUGUUUAAAUUUAUUGGUUACUUUUUGAUAUUUUGCUUCUUGAUUUUCUGCUACUAUUCCAUACUUGUUGCUAUGUCUAAUUAGUCUCCAUCAGACUCUAAUAUUUGGAUAGAAAAUUAUUUGAUUACUUUAGCAAUAGAUUUAUUAAUUUGGAGUACUAUUUCAUCUUUUUUAAAGUAUUUAGUUACUCUUAAAUUGCUACAAACAUUUUAAAUUACUCAUUUUAUCUACAAAUUUACAAGUGCUAAUGCUAUUUUCAGUGUCUAUGAAUGA
Molecule: messenger RNA, 9081 nt
Organism: Tetrahymena thermophila SB210
Lineage: Eukaryota; Ciliophora; Oligohymenophorea; Hymenostomatida; Tetrahymenidae
Product: REJ domain protein
Exons: 12
Source: RefSeq, a predicted model, not a curated record